Molecule: messenger RNA, 2325 nt
Organism: Ilyonectria robusta
Lineage: Eukaryota; Fungi; Ascomycota; Sordariomycetes; Hypocreales; Nectriaceae
Exons: 2
Coding region: 1-2325 (774 amino acids)
Source: RefSeq, a predicted model, not a curated record
AUGAGCUGCCAUGUUGGCAACUGGCGAACAACGGAAUCGAUUAACAAGCUGAACCUUGAUAGAUCAGCAGACUGCUGUUUGCUCCCCAGCAUCGCGGGGUUGUCACACGGCCGCCCUUUUGGGUUGAGACAGAGUAAAUUCAACCAUUCACUGUCUUCUCACUGUAUGCUCACUGCCCCUUCACCGCGACGGUUGCAAAAUUUCCCCAUCGGGCGAUUGCCAGCUGCCAAACAGCCCAAGCACCCAAACGCGGACAGUUGCCUGCAGGCUUCCUCAGGCACAUCCAUCACUUCACCUCGCACCAUUUCCUCUCCUUCUUUCCUUUACCCUUUCACCAAACCUCUCUCAUCCAGUUCCUGCGCCACCCUCGGCAGGCCACCUCCAGCAGGAAUUCGAACUCGCUACGGAGUCUUUAUCAUCUGUACCUCCUUUCAUCUUUCAUCAAUCCUCGUCACCAUGGGUGCAUCGAGACGGCUCUCCUCGCGGAGCUACAAGUCGAGAUACUCCUCGGAGAACGUAGAUGCUCUCCAGCCAAGCACUCCUCGCAAGAUUCGCAAAACUUGCAAGGCCGACAAAAAGGGCGACAGCACUCCCAACGGCGAUGAGACUCCCAAGACCAACAACACUCCAAAGACCAAUAACACUCCCAAAGCCGACGAUACUUCCAUCGUUGUCCAUCGUCCAAAGACCAACAACACUCCUCAAGCCGACGAUACUUCCAUCGUUGUCGAUGUGCCUAAGGCUAGCAGUCCUUCUCGGGCCAGUGGCACUCCCAAGUCUAGCGCUGCAUCCAACGCAGCCUCGACUGUCGAGUCAAGCAUCCUCUCCACGCUGAGCUCUACACCCGAGUUCAACACCGCAUCUGAGACAAGCAUUGCUGUCAACUCGGGCACUCCCCCCAAGACAAUCGCAGAAUCCAACGUCGUCACCUACUCGGAGGCAAUCAACGAUGCCGUUGCCUCGCUCAGCCGCGAGUUCGAGAUUCCCAUCAGCCUCUCCCAUCAGCCAGUUGACCAAAAACCCAUCAACGCUGUCAUGGACAUUUACCUCAACCACGGCAUCCACAACUGGGACAACUACACCAAGAUCAGAUUCGCCAAGAUCCUUUCCUUCAUCAAAUUCACGCCUUCAAGCCAAACUACCACAAGUAACCAUGUCAUCUGGCGGGUUGUCGUCAAGGAAGGAUGGAACUGGGCAUACUGGAUUGCAUUCCGUACUAUCUACGGCAAGAAGCGUCUCGAGAACCGCAACCGAGUCAUCGAAGCCCUCGAGACCAUCUUCCCCGAUACCGACAUCUGGUCCGCCCAGACGCCUGCUGGUAUGACGCCCAGCGAAUUGAAAAACAAUAUUCCGAAAAUGUCCAUUGCGACACCCUCCAUUGCGACACCCUCCAGUGCGGCACCCUCCAGUGAGGCACCCUCCAGUGCAUCCCCCUCUGUCGUUUUUACAAACGAGCGAAAGCGACCCCAUCACGCACUUGUCACCGACGGAGGCUCGCUUGGGCAAAGAAUGAGCCUCCGAACUAAGCGACGCCGUCGAUAUGUCGUGGCCCAGCUGACUCCCGAAGUUCUGAGUCCUCCCGAGGUCCUAAGUCCUCCCGAGUCAUCCGCCGGCACAGAUGACCGUGAAAAGAACUUGCAGCAAGACACGGCCUGCCAGGGUCUCAACCCCCCAGUUUUGGAGGAACCCGCCAAUGAGGCAACCGAACAGAGCAUCCCCAGCUUGGCCCGAGAACCCAAUGUCUUGGGAGAGCAGAGAGAGAACACGAUUGGCACCGAGGCCGACGAAACCAAUCAGAGCAGCACAGAUGUUGUCGCGGCUGGUAGUGUGAAGUCGAAGGACACUGCCGAGCCCCCUGAAGCUGCCAAGCCCAAUGAAGCGUGGGCUGCACCGAUCGAGGAUGCCAAGCAGGGGAUGAUGUUUCUGCGGCUAAAACAGGAAUUGACCGCCCAAGUCGCCGCCCAAGUCGCGGAAUCCGAAAUACGCACCAGAAAGCGCAUCGCAGACCUCCCUCGGCCUAGCGUCACGGCCAACAACUAUAUCGGGCAAAUUUUGGCAGAGAUGCUGGAUAUUAAGCAACGGCUCUCGGCCUUGGAAGAGGACAACCAGGCCCGCAUCCGAAAUGCCGCUACUUUCAACGUCCCGUCGGGGUUGAGUGGAGACAGUAUGCUCAGAGCGUUGGAGACACUUGGGCACCAAGUCCACAACUGCACUCGCGACAUCUACCAGCUCAAGACAAGUCAGCAAUACGAGGAAGAUCCCAUCUUGUCAUGCGUCAAGCGGGAGCCGGUGGAGGCAUCAGAUUCUGGAGUGGAAGAGAUUUGA